GAGGUGGCAGUGGGCCGGGGUCAGGUUGGGUUUCGGAGCGUGUGUCUGAAUAGGCCCGUUCAGGGCCGAAAAUUUAAAAUAAGUCCCAGCCACACGGGUCUUCUUGUCGCGUCUGGUUGGCCGCCGUGUCUAAGCAAGCUGGGAUUUUGUGCCGGGCUGGGCUUUAGUUGUGUCCUUGCCCAUGUGAAUACGUAACAAAAAUGGGAUGGGAUCAAGCUAAAUUUUGUGCGCAAAUGUGUAAUCGGGGAAGAGAUGUUUAUCAAGUUCAGGAACCGGGCGUUCCUAAGUUCAAAUGGACUCCCCCUAAGGAGGAUUUCAUCAAGCUAAACAUUGAUGGUGCCUGGAAGUCUGCAACUGAGGCAGGAGGAGGAGGAGUUUUUCGAAGGCCAAAUGCUUCAUGGUUUGUAGGAUUCUCUAGCAAGUUUAAUGUUAAUUCGCCUUUAGCUGCUGAAUUAUAUGCUCUUCGUGAAGGAUUAAUGAUAGCCAAAGACCUAAAAUUUGAUAAGUUGGGAGUUGAGACUGAUGCUGUACAACUAACAUUGCUGCUGGGUAAAGUUGAUGAUCAAUCUCACCACGAAUUGGGUCCAGUUCUUAGAGAAGUAGCACAGCUGUUAGGGCAAAAUUGGAUGGUGAAUUUCUCUCAUAUUCCGCGUUUUUGCAACAAAGUUGCGCAUGAUCUUGCAGCUCACUCCUUGGUUAUGGCAGUUGGUCACAAGCUCCAUUACAUUAUCCCUGCUUGUGCAAAGGAGCACUAUAUGAAAGAAUUCAAAAUGUUCAAUCAAAUCACAGGAACUCCAGCCAGACAGCGAACUUCCCUUCAGAUUCAAGAACCACAGGAGAGGGUGUCUACUUCUUCAGCAGGAGAAAUCAUUUUUGGAUCAAUAGUCUCUACUAUCAGACAGGUUGUGGAUGGUUCUAAAGGAAAUAACAAGCUGACUCAGGACAAAGGAAAAUCUAAAGUGUUUGAGCCUUUUGUUGUUGGAGGUUCAACAGUCUCCCACCCAAUAGAGAUUGUUGAAUUAGAAGAUGGUGAAAUCACCAACAACUAAUUGCUUUUCGUCAAGGUUUUUGUGCGGCGCAUGACUUUCAAGCUGAUGCAAUGGCGUUUUUCUACCUUCCGUUCCUAUGUUAAUAAGUAGUGUCAGGUGGUCGUUUUCUUUUAGUACAUCUCCUAAGAACAUUUUACAACAGAUGAUGCAUCCCUUUUUGACAAGUUUUUGCGUAGGAAGGGGAUUAGAAUGUUUAGGAAUUGAUCGGGUGGGUUUUCAUCUUUUUCUUACCUCAUGUAAUGAGGCUUGUCCCGACUUUUUCUAAUUAAUUAAUAAUACUCGUCG
Messenger RNA from Spinacia oleracea (spinach), 1334 nucleotides. RefSeq lists its product as uncharacterized. The transcript has 3 exons. Lineage: Eukaryota; Viridiplantae; Streptophyta; Magnoliopsida; Caryophyllales; Amaranthaceae. Bases 201 to 1049 code for a protein of 282 amino acids. The record is from RefSeq and is a predicted model, not a curated record. Gene Ontology annotation, molecular function: RNA-DNA hybrid ribonuclease activity; nucleic acid binding.